This is a messenger RNA of Chrysoperla carnea, 888 nucleotides long. RefSeq names its product U6 snRNA phosphodiesterase. NCBI's taxonomy places the organism in Eukaryota, Metazoa, Arthropoda, Insecta, Neuroptera, Chrysopidae. Gene Ontology annotation, molecular function: 3'-5'-RNA exonuclease activity. The transcript has 5 exons. Gene Ontology annotation, biological process: U6 snRNA 3'-end processing. Gene Ontology annotation, cellular component: nucleus. The annotation marks the transcript as partial. The record is from RefSeq and is a predicted model, not a curated record.
UGUAAAAAUAAUUCGCGGUUAUUUUGACAUUUGUGUUAUGAGUUUGAAAAAAUGUAUUAAAUGAAUUCUAAUCUAGCAAAUAUAAUAAAUAAUUCAAAAUCACUACAAUUGCUAAAUGCAUAUGAAUCAGAAAGUGAUGAAGAUGAAAAACUGUCAACAUCCUCAACAAAACGAGCAUUGAACGAUCUUCCAGAUGAUAUUCCAGUUAAAAGAAAUAAAUUAGAAAAGUUACCACUUCCCAGUUUUGUAAUUGAAACUGAAAAAAUAAGAGAGUAUGAAGAUGAUCCAUCAUUACAUGGAGGCAGAAUCAGAAAUUUCCCUCACGAGAGAGGCAAUUGGGCAACAUAUAUUUAUCUACCUUAUAAAGGAAAUGAAUAUUUUUCGCAGUUAGUAGACGGUGUAGCCGAUAUAUGUUUACCUAUUACCAAAUUAGAAAUCGUGAACGAUUUUCAUAUAAGUUUAACAAAAACUGUCAUUUUGAAGUAUCACUGGAUUGAAUCAUUUGUGAGUACAGUUCGUACUAAAUUGAACGCAAAUUGCCUUAAAAGAUUUCAGUUAUUCUUCAACAGCAUGGAAGUAUAUACAAAUGAAGAAAAAACACGAACAUUUUUAGGUUUAAACAUCAAUUCUGGCUAUGAUCAAUUAUGUGACGCUGUACAAAUAUUUAAUGAAUGUCUAAAGGAAUUUAAAUUAAAUUCUUUUUAUGAGGAUCCAUCAUUCCACAUAAGUAUACUUUGGUGUGUUGGCGAUAAAAAGAAUGAAUUAAAUGGAAUUUUACAUGAAAUAAAUAAUUUUGUAACAAAUUUUAUGGAUAAAAACUCCGACACUGAUUGGACUAUAGAAGUAAAUCAUUUUAUAUGUAAAACUGGAAAUAAACAAUUUAUAUUU